Messenger RNA from Lactuca sativa (garden lettuce), 2547 nucleotides. The record is from RefSeq and is a predicted model, not a curated record. NCBI's taxonomy places the organism in Eukaryota, Viridiplantae, Streptophyta, Magnoliopsida, Asterales, Asteraceae.
GUGCGUGAAUUGGUAUAGAUGUUCAAGAAAAGUCAAAGAUGUGAACAUUAAAGUCAAAAUUGAUGUCUUUGGAAGCAUUCUCGAUUCUAAGUGAAACAGAUCUCUGGUAACCCUUUCAGAUGCCGAUCAUCAGAGCUCUGUUUUCUUUACCGUUUUUGGACUCGAUGAUAGAUCAAAAUAUGGUAAUUGGUCGAGUCCUAUGAGACUCGAAGUGGGUGCCAUCUCUUCCUAUGCUUCUUCUUCAUGCACCCCUCUCUCUUCCUUUGGGAUAUUUUUGCUGAUUUGUUGGAUCGAAGUGCAGGUAAGGGUUGGUGAUGAUGGUUGCGUAUGAACAAAUAUCCCCUAGUGGCCGGGCGAGGGUAAUCGGUUGUAAAGGAUAAUGGUGACGGAUAAAUCAUAGUAAUCAAGGGGAUGGAGAUAGGGCAUGUAUUUGGUUCCAUCUUGGUUAUGGUGGCUGAUUGAUCGUAGAUGUAUUUAUUACAGGUUUUAUAGAGUGGAGAUGGAGAAUGGUUUGUGGUUUGGUAGUGGAUUGAAAUGAGGAAUAAGGAUCGUGUUUGGAUGUGUGAUGGUGAAGAUGAAGACACUGGAAAGUGCUGAUAAGGUGGUUUUUUUAGUGGCGAAUUGAAGCUAUAAUCAGGAAAGGGGGAAGGAGGGUACUCGGGUGAUUGUGUUGGAUUUGAUGGCUGGAUGGUGGUUCCAGUAAAGAAGGUGGAGGAUAGCGAUGAUGUUUAUUAAAUAUGAUGAGAAAGAAAGAAGUGAGAAUACAGACAGGAAAGAGGGUGGGUAACUAGUUUAGUUAUUUUAAUGACAUGGCUAUAAAAAUUUAAUUAUUAAUGCCACAUCAAUAUUUUGCUACCAGGUAACCUGUUGAAUUCCAACAAAAUUGCUUAAUUCACAGGUUAUAAAUGAGUUUAAUGGUCUGUUAAGCAAGAAAAAAAAAUUUAGUGAUCAAAUCGGACAAACAACAAAAGUUUAUUGCGUUAAAGUGACAUUCUCCCCGUUAUAUGGGUGUUAAUUAUUUUUAAACAUUUACAUAUUGAUUAUCUAACUCCUGUUUAUGUCUUUUUUGUGAUAAUUAUUAUUCUGUAACAAAGUUACUUUUAAAUAUUAUUUUUUUCAUGUAAAAACAAAACAUUUUGGAAGUAGAUUUAUGUUUUGUUAGAGAAAAGGUUAUGGAUGGAAUUUUGGAGAUUUAAUUUGAAAAUUAGUUCAACUUUUCAAAAUGUAGAUAUCUUUACAAAAUCUUUGAUUUACACUCAACAUAAUUUUUUAGCAAAUCGACUCGGCUUGUUAGAACCUCUUUUAAAACAUGAUGAUAAUAUUUUAAGUUUGAGAGUGGGUUUUGAGAAAUGAUGUUUUUUAUUAUUACAAACUUAACAUAAAACAUUCAAUAGUUUGUUAUAGUUGGCUUUUAUUAUUUAUUUUGUUAUUAUGCAGGUACUAAUAAAAUGGAUAGAAAGUGUAACAUUUCAAUUAAUACUGGGGCUUCUGGUAAAUAGAGAUAUUUUGUGUAGCUGUAUAUAAAAUGACUUCCGUAUGGGAACAAUACCCAAACAGGUUAGGUGUAGAUCUCUCAUUUUCUCUCUGUAAGCCGUUCACUUGUAUUCUAUAAAAUUUGAGACUUGAGAGACUGAUUGUUCUUGUAGAGAGAUUUUCAUGUAUUGGUAUGAUGUUUAACAAUCUGAUUCCUUUUUAAAUGAACUAAUUAAGUUAGGAAUUUGUGAGUUUCUUCCGGUUUUAGACUUAUUCUAUCUAAAGUCAACUCUCACGUCGCUAUGUCGCCUCUUAUUUUCUAUCCGGCUUGAAGAGGCUAUCACUAUUCGCAUCUGUCUAAGCUCUUUAUCUCGCACUCUCGUCGUGAAUGCCCAGUGCAAUUCAACAUUUUAGUCAAGGUUUUGAAAUUGAACCUAAAGCAUCUUUUACAAGCUGUCAAAUGGAACAAAUUUUGAAGUUGGGUCCCAAAAAAAUGAAAGGAAUAACAUGGGAUGACGGUGGCAAGAGUAAACUCAUGCAAAUUCUAAUUUCAUAUGGAAAAAAUACGGUCUAUUCGAUCCAGUUUGUGUAUGCUGUAAAUGGGGUAAUGCGUCCUUCAGCAAUUCAUGGAAAACCCUAUGGUUCAAAAUUUGAUAUUGUGAUGUUUGAUGAGCAAAAAGGAGAGUAUUUGACUUGUGUAAGUGGUCAAUAUGGAAAAAAGAAAUUAGGUUCAAUUACAUUUGGCACCAACAAGAGUACGUAUGGACCCUACGGAAGUACUCUUAAGAGUUCGGAUCCGCAGUUUGUGUAUAAGUUCAUACCUGCGCUUUCGUUUGGGGGAUUUCAUGGUAGUGUUUACAAGUCGUGUCUGUGUUCCAUUGGAGUCUAUGUUAGGCCCCUUGGAUUGAAUGUUGAACCUGAUAAAGGUGAUGAAGAUGCAUGAUCAAAGUACUAUUUGUUCAUGAUGGAUGGGCUAAAAGUAGCAAAUUGGCUUUAUAAGUGAAAAUGGGCAACAUGUUGUAUCUUGUUAUGACACCAACUUUUUUUUCCAUUUUAUAAUUUAUUUUUUAUUUA